AUGGCUCCCAAAAAGCCAGAGCCCAAGAAGGAUGACGCCAAGGCAGGCGCCAAGGCAGCUCCAGCUCCCGCACCUGCACCCGCACCUGUACCAGAGCCCCCCAAGGAACCUGAGUUCGAUGCCUCCAAGGUCAAGAUCGAGUUUACGCCGGAGCAGAUUGAAGAGUUCAAGGAAGCCUUCAUGCUGUACGACCGCACACCCAAGUGUGAGAUGAAGAUUACGUAUGGGCAGUGUGGGGAUGUCCUGCGGGCGCUGGGCCAGAACCCUACACAGGCCGAGGUGCUCCGAGUCCUAGGGAAGCCGAAGCAGGAAGAGCUUAACUCCAAGAUGAUGGACUUUGACACGUUCCUGCCCAUGCUCCAGCACAUCUCCAAGAACAAGGACACGGGCACCUUCGAGGACUUUGUGGAGGGGUUGCGGGUCUUCGACAAGGAGGGCAAUGGCACGGUCAUGGGCGCUGAGCUCCGCCACGUGCUGGCCACGCUGGGUGAGAGGCUGACAGAAGAUGAGGUGGAGAAGUUGAUGGCUGGGCAAGAGGACUCCAAUGGCUGCGUCAACUACAAAGCAUUUGUCACGCACAUCAUGUCCAGCUGAACCUCUUGCCCCAGGGAGCCCGGGGAGGCCGUGCUGGGGACAGCUCAUCUUCCACUCGAGUUGCUGACACCCGUGGCCUGCAGCCUGUGGGACGGAGGGGAGCACCUUGACACUCCUGCACAGGCUCUCUCUGCACAGCUCUGCGGGGCUGUCAUCUCUCCCCAUCAGGCUGCACUUGCCUGUGACUGCAUCUCUGUCCCCGGCCCUUGGGCCUCAUGAAUAAAUGGCUUCUUUCCUUC
Globicephala melas (long-finned pilot whale) is the source of this 833-nucleotide messenger RNA. It is a transcript of the gene MYL3, whose product is annotated as myosin light chain 3. The record is from RefSeq and is a predicted model, not a curated record. Gene Ontology annotation, molecular function: calcium ion binding. Lineage: Eukaryota; Metazoa; Chordata; Mammalia; Artiodactyla; Delphinidae. Gene Ontology annotation, cellular component: myosin II complex.